AAGACGAAUGCACAAGAAAUGACAUUAUCUUAGAAUAUGGCACCGUCGGGCUCGCGUAAUGUCAAACGGGGCUGUCAGAGAGUUUUGUAUUGGAUCCCGGUUCUCUUCAUCACCCUCAUAGUGGCUUGGUCAUACUACGCCUAUGUCUUGCAGCUUUGCAUAGAGUCCAUUGAAGACAUAGGAGAGAAAAUUGUGUAUUUGCUGGUGUACCAUGUCAUUUUCAUCAUGUUCGUGUGGGCAUACUGGCAAACUAUCUUCACCAAGCCUAUGAACCCCUUGAAGGAGUUUCACCUGUCCUACUCUGACAAGGAGCUGCUGGAGCGUGAAGACCGGGGAGAGUCUCAGCAGGAGAUCCUAAGGAGGCUUGCCAAGGACCUACCCAUCUAUACUCGCACCAACUCUGGAGCAAUCCGUUUCUGUGACCGCUGUCAGCUGCUGAAACCAGAUCGAUGCCACCAUUGUUCAGUCUGUGAUAAAUGCAUCCUGAAGAUGGAUCACCAUUGCCCAUGGGUGAACAACUGUGUGGGAUUCUCCAAUUAUAAGUUUUUCAUGCUCUUCUUGGCAUACUCUUUAUUCUACUGCCUUUUUAUCACUGCUACAGAUCUUCAGUACUUCAUCAAAUUUUGGACAAAUGGCCUACCAGACACCCAGGCAAAAUUCCACAUCAUGUUCCUCUUCUUUGCUGCGUCCAUGUUUUCUGUCAGCCUUGCUUCACUUUUUGCCUAUCAUUGCUGGCUUGUCUGCAAGAACAGAUCCACUCUCGAGGCGGUGCGUGCCCCAGCUUUCCGUCAUGGCACAGAUAAGAACGGCUUUAGUCUGGGCUUCAGUAAGAACCUCCGCCAGGUCUUUGGUGAUGAAAUGAGAUACUGGCCCCUUCCCAUUUUCUCCAGUCUAGGAGAUGGAUGCUCCUUCCCUACCUGUCUGGUGAACCAGGACCCAGAGCAGCCCUCCUCUCCUACUGGCCACAUCCCUGCCGGCAAAAUUGCAGCGGAGGGCCACCAGUUUCCAGCCAAGCCGCUUAGGGGAUCUCAGAGUCGGCUGCUCACCAGCACCCCUUCAUGGACCGAAAGCGAUGCCGCGGCGGAUAAAGACAGGAAGGGUACCACCAACCCAGGGAUGACGAUAGAAAAUGAGACAUAGCCGCCCGCAGUAGGAAUCAUGACCACACACCCAAUUAAGUCGACGCUGCCACCCGUCCAGCGUUUUGUGCCUAUCAGAAUGUGAAGUGCUGGUGACAUCAGUGUCUGUUGUUUUUUGUUGUACAGCUUGCUGUAUACUUAGCCACUGCUUCAGAGGUGUGCACUUUUUUGCUGUAUUUGGCCCUUGACAUCACACACACAAACUAUGGAGCAUACUUACUCAUUCUUAAAGAAAUAAUAGUUAUUAUUAUUAUAAUACCAACAUGUACUCUUAACAACCCUAUUUGGCGCCACAUUAAAUACAAAUUUCUGUGUGCCUUCUGACAUGUGGAUUCCAACUGCAUUCCA
Molecule: messenger RNA, 1487 nt
Organism: Lampris incognitus (smalleye Pacific opah)
Lineage: Eukaryota; Metazoa; Chordata; Actinopteri; Lampriformes; Lampridae
Gene: zdhhc2
Product: zinc finger DHHC-type palmitoyltransferase 2
Exons: 13
Coding region: 37-1140 (367 amino acids)
Biological process (GO): peptidyl-L-cysteine S-palmitoylation; protein targeting to membrane
Cellular component (GO): Golgi apparatus; endoplasmic reticulum
Molecular function (GO): protein-cysteine S-palmitoyltransferase activity
Source: RefSeq, a predicted model, not a curated record